Aspergillus terreus NIH2624 is the source of this 1086-nucleotide messenger RNA. It is a transcript of the gene kae1, whose product is annotated as O-sialoglycoprotein endopeptidase. The transcript is spliced from 2 exons. The coding region runs from base 1 to 1086 and encodes 361 amino acids. NCBI's taxonomy places the organism in Eukaryota, Fungi, Ascomycota, Eurotiomycetes, Eurotiales, Aspergillaceae. Gene Ontology annotation, cellular component: EKC/KEOPS complex; cytoplasm. Gene Ontology annotation, biological process: tRNA threonylcarbamoyladenosine modification. The record is from RefSeq and is a predicted model, not a curated record.
AUGCUCGCCAUCGGUCUGGAAGGCUCCGCCAACAAGCUCGGCGUGGGCAUCAUGUUGCAUCCCGAUGAUGGCAGCUCCCCGCAGGUCCUCGCCAAUGUCCGGCAUACCUAUGUCUCUCCUCCUGGCGAGGGAUUUCUCCCCAAGGAUACCGCCCGACAUCAUCGCGCCUGGGUAGUCAGACUGGUCAAGCGAACCCUCCGGGAAGCCCGAAUUUCCCCCGAUGAUGUCGACUGCAUCUGUUUCACCCAAGGGCCCGGCAUGGGUGCCCCUCUUCAGAGCGUGGCGGUGGCCGCGCGCAUGUUGAGUCUGCUCUGGAAGAAACCCCUGGUGGGAGUGAACCAUUGCGUUGGACACAUCGAAAUGGGCCGAUUGAUCACGGGCUCGACCAACCCGGUCGUACUAUACGUCUCCGGAGGAAACACGCAGGUCAUCGCGUACAGUUCACAACGAUACCGCAUCUUCGGUGAAACCCUCGAUAUCGCGGUGGGCAACUGUCUGGACCGCUUUGCCCGAACCCUUCACAUCUCCAACGAUCCCGCGCCCGGGUACAAUAUCGAACAGUUGGCCAAGAAGGGGAAGCAGCUGGUGGAACUGCCCUACACCGUCAAGGGCAUGGAUUGUUCGUUCUCGGGAAUGCUUGCGGCUAUCGACGCCCUUGCCGCAUCGUACGGUCUAGAUGGCCCCCAGAGCGACGAGGCUGUCGAUGCGAAUAGUCCGGCCGCAGUGGAGGCAGGAGAGAAUGGAAAACCGACUCGUGCCGACCUAUGCUUUUCCCUCCAGGAGACAAUCUUCUCCAUGUUGGUGGAAAUCACGGAACGGGCGAUGGCGCACGUCGGCUCGAAGGAGGUACUGAUUGUCGGGGGUGUCGGGUGCAACGAACGGUUGCAAGAGAUGAUGGGCAUUAUGGCUCGAGAUCGCGGGGGAAGUGUCCAUGCCACGGAUGAGCGGUUCUGCAUUGACAAUGGCAUUAUGAUCGCACAAGCCGGGCUGUUGGCGUACAAAACGGGAUUCCGUACGCCGCUCAAGGAGUCCGCCUGUACACAGCGGUUCCGGACGGACGCUGUGUUUGUGAAAUGGCGAGAUUGA